UGUGGAUUUAUUGCAGGGGUUACGUCUGUGUCAGGAGGCUUGGAACCCAGGAAGUCCAUGGGACAGACAGGGAGCCCAAGCUGCUUUGUGGGGCAGGCCACCAGGGGUAACGUCCCAGUCACUAUAUUUCUACUGUUGCACCCGUGUCCUGUUUUGUGUUUUCGGCUUGUGCAUAUGCAGUCUUAGGUGUUUGCAUGUGGAGGUAUUUUUAAAAUCUUGUAUUUGCAAUUCUAAGCCAUGUUUCUUUGGUUUCUCUAAUCUCAUAGUUUCCCAGUUACAGUAUUUCCAUAUUUUGUUAGUUCCUACGAAACUCUGGUUUGGUUCUUGGUCUGUCUGCUUGGAUGAUGCUAAUCUAGAUUAUGGCAAUGAUUAUGAUUUACAGCUUACUCUCUACGAUCCUAUUAACUCCUUAAUGAAGGAUGUACUCAUACAUCAUUGUAACUGUGCUUAUAAUUUUGGUAAUUGACAGUAAACUGUAAGUAUUUCAGUAAUUGGAUUCUUGCAUUCUUGAACAUUUGCAGUCCAUUUAGUUCAGGCUUAAAUGUUUACACUUUAUACUUGAAAAUUAUGUUUCUACUGUAAUACUUUACAACCAUAAUAUGAUUAAAUAGUGAUUGUAACAGAUUAUAUAUCCAAAAGUUUAUAGUCACUUGACCAUCACACUCGUAUGUGCUUGUUGAACAUCCCAUUCCAGAUUUAGUCCCCCUUUGUUGUUAUAAUAACCUCCACUUUUCUGUGAAGGCUUUCCCUGUAGAUUUUGGAGUGUGGCUGUGGGGAUUUGUGUUCAUUCAUCCACAAGAGCCUUAGUGAGAUCAGGCACUGACAUUAUGUGAUUAGGCCUGGAGUGCAGUCUGCAUUCCAGUUUAUCCCAAAGGUGUUCAGUGGGGUUGAGGUUAGGGCUCUGUGCAGGACACUCGAGUUCUUCUACUCCAACCUUGGCAAACCAUGUCUUCAUGGACUCACAUUGUCAUGCUGGAACAGGUUUGGGCCCUUUAGUUCCAGUGAAGGGAAAUGACUAUGUAAGGAAUAAAACAUUUCAGGGCAUGCUGUUAUAGAAAAACAAUCAAUAACAGGGAGGUGUGAUGCCAUUAUGUGGCGGCUGUGGCUCAGGUGGUAGAGCGGGUUGUCCGCUAAUCAUAGGGUUGGUGGUUUGAUUCCCGGCCCGCGUGACUCCACAUGCCGAAGUGUCCUUGGGCAAGACACUGAACCCCAAGUUGCUCCUGAUGGCAAGGUAGUGCCUUGCAUGGCAGCUCUGCUACCAUUGGUGUGUGAGUGUGUGUGUGAAUGGGUGAAUGAGACACAGUGUAAAGCGCUUUGGAUAAAAGCGCUACAUAAGUGUGCCAUUUACCAUUACCACACUGAUGUUGGUUAUGUUCCUGUAGCAUUUGCCAACACAUUUUUAUCUAUUAAAGAAGGAUGCAAAACUUUUUGUCCAUGCAUGGUUGCAUUUAAUGUUAUGGAAUAUCCAUGAGGCCAAUUAGUUCCUGCUAUUACUUUAUUGCAGUUGUUAUAUAUAUAACAGUUGCUCCUGCACCAGAUGUUUUUUUUGUCUUUUGUCUCUCUCUUGAAGUUAAUAAAAAAAAAAACAACUUGUCAUGUUGCUGCAACAACAAACCGCAAAGCUCAAAGCCAUCCAUCGUGAAGACUUUUCUUGUUAGACUUACAGUUAUAGUUUUACCUCUCAUGGAGACUCUCCUCGCAGAAAACUUCACCAUAUCGACAAUUUGUCAAUUUUUUUUAUCUGUUUAUGUGGAACGUCCUCCAUACAAGUCCCUGUGUAAGCUGUUACUAUGGAAACGAUAACAUAUUAGAAUGAGCACAUUCAUAUAAUCCUGUUAUUUUAAUUGCAGCUGGCAAUGUCUGAGCUGAUGUUAUAGAAAAUUAAUCAGGAACUUCUGACAAAUUAGGAUGGUGAAUUCAAUAGCACAUAACAAAUAUCAUGUAUUACAUGUUAUACGUAUAUGUAUACGUGUAUAUUUACAUUUAUUCAUUUAGCAGACGUUUUUAUCCAAAGUGACUUACAAAUGAGGAAUAAAAUUAUAGCAUUAUAUCUCAUACUAAAUUGUUUCAGAAAUUAAAACAAAAUCUAAGAUAAAACAAAGGCAACCUGAGUAAACACAAAAUACAGUUUUUAAAUGGUAAUGUUAUUUAAUGAAGCAAAAAAAGUUAUCCAAUAACAACUGGACCUGUGUGAAAAUGUAUUUGACCCGUAGUUACUAAUUCCCCAAAUCUAUGUCUGCAUUCAUAAUAGGGUUCAGCUGGACUAGAAGCAACCAGGUCUGAUUAUUGCAAACCCUGUUCAAUCAAAUACAAACUUAUUAGAACUUUUUCAACAGCAUGAAGUUGGUUAAAAGGUCUUAACCAGUAACACACUAUGCCAAAGUUGAAAGAAAUUCCAGAAAUGAUGAGGAAGAAGGUGAUUGAAAUACAUCAGUCUGGGAAGUUACAAAGCUAUUUCAAAGGCUCUGGGACUCCAAAGAACCAUAGCGAGAGCCAUCAUCUCCAACUGGAAAAACUUGGCACAGUAGUGAACCUUCUCAGAAGUGGCCGACCUUCCAAAUUCCUCCAAGAGCACAGCAACUACUCAUCCAGCAAGUCACAAAAGGGCCAAGGACAACAUCAAAGGAACUACAGGCCUCUCUUGCAUCAAUAAAGGUCACUGUUCAUGACUCCACUAUCAGAAAGACACUGGGCAAAAAUGGCAUCGAUGAAAGAGUGGCGAGGCAAAAACCACUGCUAAUCCAGAAGAACGUUAAAGCUCAUCUGAAUUUUGCAAAAACAUACAUGAUGAUUCUCAAACCUUUUGGGAGAAUGUUCUAUGGACUGAUAAGUUGAAAGUGGAACUGUUUGGAAGACAGGGGUCCCGUUAUAUCUAGCAUAAACCAAACACAGAAUUCCACAAAAAGAACAUCAAGCAUGGUAAUGGCAGUGUAAUAGUGUGGGGAUGCUUUUGCUGCUUCAGGGCCUGGGCAACUUGCAGUAAUUGAGGGAAACUUUUGAGGGAAAUUCUGCUCUCUACCAGAAAAUCUUAAAGGAGAAUGUCUGAUCUUCUCUAACUAUUUAGGAAGAGAUAUACAGAAAAGCAGCAGGAAUCAGGAUACUUUUUAGAAAGCAAAUACUUUUUCACAGCACUGUAUAUAAGUAAUUGUUUCGUUAAUUGUUGUACUGUUUUAUGAAAAACAACUAGAGAUAACUCAAGAAUAACAAGCACAGUCAUAAAGAUUUAUGAAUAUCCUAACUUAUGAAAAUAUGAAAGAUUCAUAUUAAUAUAUGAAACUGUUUGCAAUAAAGAUGCUAAGUGAUAACAGUGGUGUGUGGUUGAGAAGAACGCCGUUUGCUGUUUACAUUGUUCCUUUUCUGUCUGCUUCCCUUUUCAUCAAAAAAUAAUUGCAGAAGUAAUGAGAGCAAAGCAUCAGGCAGGACGAGUGUAGCAAUCAUCUGGUGAGUUUCCUGGUGGUGUCUGACUCUUCUUCUCAGAAUAAACUCCUGUGUGUGUCUGUCAAUGACCAAGGCAAAAAAGUACAAGACUUUCCCAUCAUACACACUGGCUCAGCGCCUGAAUACAUCUCUACUGGCCUUCUCUGACCUCCUGCAACUGGUGAUCUUCUACACUUUAAGCAGGGAUGUGUUGCCUUUGUGUUUGUCGAUUCCUUCAUGGGUGUGGGGUUUAACUAAACAACCAGAGCAUCUUGUUUCACAACUCGGUCCAAAGGCCUGGCUUUGUCCCUCAUCAGAUCUGCUACCAGACACAAUGAGUCCAGGAACACCAGACACUCAGGACACUGUAAUGUGUACCAUACAAUUAACAGCAGCCAAUGGUGCACUCUGCUUUAUCAACCCUCUGUAUCUCCGAGAGCAUGGAGAUGAUUGGCUGACACAUUCCUCGGUCAACCCAAAUCUCCUCAAUCGCUCCUUCCAUUCCAAGCGAGACAGGCGGCUGAGUGCAGCAAGAGCUUGGUCAGGGGCGGGGCUUAAGAAGCGAACCGAGUCAGUGGAAGAUUCAUCUGCCAGUUUGGACAGCUCAGCAGGUUCUCUUGUUCAGAACCCGGUUUCCCCGGUGACUACAACUGGAGUGAUUUUGCGCAGAGCAAGCAGCUCCGGUACAUCAGAUCCUCAAAAGAGGGAGAGUUCGGAUUCAAUCAGCAGCCCCAUCCCUCAGUCUCCGCACCGAGUGUCUUGGGUUGAGGAUAAACUAUGGAUGAAUCCACCUGCUCCUUCCUCCCUGCUCCACCCUCCUUGCCUAGAAUUUGAUUCUCUGUCAAUUAGCAGCAUAGAAGAGGAGCCUGAUCCUGAGCCAUCUGUAAGCCCUUUCCAAGUACCAAACUCACCACGCCUCCCACUGGCUGACAAGGUUAAGAACAGACUUUCAGCAGUUGGCCAGGCUCUAGGUGGCUUAAUGAAUCCACAGAAACGACUGAGUAAGCGUGUGCAGGAAAUGAGCGAACGUAAGGGCGGUUCCUUUGCAGAGGCUCUAAGGGGAUUUGUGGAGCAGACUCUGAAAAUGAGACCUGUUUGUGGUGUGACAAGUACAGAGAUGCUGCAGGAAGUGCGCUCCUCCCUGACGGCUCUGAGGGAAAUGUUGUACGACUCUGCUGAAAUCCAAAGUAUCGUAGACUCCCUGGGAGAUGUGCCUGAUUUUGAGCUGGAUGUCAUGCUAGAGCAAGCCUUACAUAAAGUGGCCCUGAAGCCGUUGUAUUCCCAUUUGUACGAGUGGAUGAGGACGGCUCGGCAGAACGAUGGCAGUCUGCAGCAGCUGCAAGCAAACAAGCACACGCUGAAGGACCGAAGCCUAGAGGAGCUGGAGGGGACAGCGGGUGCAGGUGUGCCUGAUGCUGCCAUGCUGGAGAAGAUCCAGCAACGCUGGGCUACCAUGCACCAACAAUACUCACCCCAAAAUAAGGUGGACAUGCUGCUCAAAGUCUGCAAAAACAUUUACCACAGCAUGACUGUCAACGCCAAGCCUGGUGUGGUUUUCGGAGCAGAUGACUUCCUGCCCUGUCUGACGUGGGUGUUACUUCGCAGCGAUGUUGUUACUCUGCAAAUAGACACGGACUACAUGAUGGAGCUGCUGGACCCUUCUCAGUUACAGGGAGAAGGUGGAUAUUACCUGACGUCCCUCUAUGCCUCCUUGUUCUACAUUAGCAGCUUUCGGUCUCGUUUGGUGACACGCCAGCUGAGCGCCGAAGCCCAGGAGUCCCUCAGCCAAUGGCGUCGCAGACGCACGCUCCACUGCAACCAAUCACGGCGCAGCAAGAACCGCAGGACCAUCAGGAGGCACAGAAGUAGUGAAAGAGUCGACGAGGACUCAGAGGAAGUGAAUGCAAGUGCAUCCAAAGAAAGAGAAGGACACUGGACUCAUGUUGGUGAUGUGACAGAGACACUGCAGAGUUUGACUGAGAUUUCUGGAGAGGAAAAAGAAGAGGAGCAAAAUGGAAAAUCAGAGGAUUAAUAGCAAAAACAAAACCUCUGAGGCUGAGUAAUAGAGGAAUAAUAUUAACAUUAAAACUGCCCUGCACUUUUGCCUUAACAGUUUGUGAAAAACUUACCAGAAAUGUGGACAAUCCCCCCGUCCAAAACUACACAAUUCUUGGUCUUGGGGUUCUUAUUUCUUAUUGUGUGUCCCAAUAUCACAAUUUAUUGAGACCUUAAUGCGUCUUUUGGUGAAGUCUACAGACUUAAUGCUGUGUAAUAUAUUCAAAUGUGUCUUAAAGUGUCUUAAUUUAAUUUGUAGCAGCAAUAGAGUCAGAACUAAUCAAAAAGCUGAAUAAACCAAGCACAAUUGAUUACCGAUUUCCAUCUACAGUCUGUAUCAUUUGAAAAGGAGCUACAGCAUAGGAUACAUAGGAUUUUACCACGAUGCAUCACAGAAUUUAAACCCAUGCACUAUAGACGAUGGUGCACUACAGAGGAGGAUCACAUGACUAAAUUCACCACCAACUAUUUUAGUCUGCGCAAUUAAAGCCACAUCUAAUGUAAUUUCCUGUUGAAGUUUGAACACAUCCGGGAUUAGAUGUAACUGAAUUGCUCUAUCUUCCUUUAAGGCACGCAACUUACUAGUUGGGGUGGGGGUGAUUUUAGAAGGUGAUAAUGCAAAGAAAAUGCAAUAUAAUGAGGUAGGUGGGAAAAUAAUGGCGAGAAACCAAACUUAACCUAAUCCUAAGAAAACUAAUUGAUAGCAUUCUAUUGAUAGUUCUAUUCCUUGAGAUAAGAAAUUGCUCUGGAUAAAUGGAAACAUUUUAUAGCAUUGUAUUUGUUUAUACAAGUAGGCUACACUUUUUUCAUUAUAAAUACAUGUAUACUGUAUAAGUCUAUUAGGUAGAAUUGCAGAUUUAUUAGGAUUUUCCAAUACAGACUAAAUAAUAAAUAAGGGUUGCUUUUUUCAACAGUCUAAUUGAAAUAAAUCUGAUAUGUGAUCACUGCUGUGUAAUUCGUUGUACACUGUUCCAUGUAAUACUGGAAUCAAUAGUAACAUAGCAGUACUGAAACUGUUUAAAUUUCAUAGAUCAGACUUGUAUAUAUCCCAAGUCUUCACUUCAGGCACCAAAUUCUUAGUUAGACACAGAAAUGUAUGAGAUAGUGGAGACAGAUGAGCAUCCCUGGCCCAAUUCACUUUUAAAUGCUUUGACAGAAACUGUGUGAUUAUGGUCUGAAAAUGAUGCAAGCCAAAAACCUGUGGAGAUAUCUGCAUUUCACAGCUCAACAUCUAACUUGUGGAUAGAUCUACAUGCUAUUUAUUAGUAAGCAGAGUGAGCUAGACUAGCUAGCUAGAUAUUUGGAUGUUUUACAACAUGAAAGCGUUGUAUUAAAGUUUCAAUAUUCCAUAGCAAUUGCCUGUCGUGUAUCUAUCUAAGUGCUGCUAAUGUAUCAACUGCAAGUGCUGCUACAGCCUAAAAUAUGUAUUAAUUCGAAUGAGCUAGCUAACGGACCUAGCAAGUUACUGAAACCCAAACAGUACUUUGGCUUAGUUAGUUAGCCAGCUAGUGAACUGACUUGUUGAGUUAACAUAAAAGCAGAAUAGAUAUAGUUUUCACUUCAGAGUAGCUCAGUUGUUUAGUUAGCAUGAAGACAUUUUCAGUUGCAUCAGUUGUAUACAUAUAUAACGUAAUUUGUAAUUACUCAUGUAGUUUUUCACCAGAUGACUGAUUUACUUGAGAAAAUCCACUUUUACUCAAGUGAAUUAUUACUACAGUAGCAGUAUAUUAACUCGUCAGUGUGUUCUAUAGUCUUUCCGUCACUGAUUACACUUUUUAAACACAUUUUCUUCUUUAUUAAAACAACAACAACAACAACAGCAACAAAAACCUCAUUAUUUAUUUUUUUUGGUUUUGUUUUGUUUUUAAAAAAUUAAACACGGCUGAAAAUUUAAACCACCAGGGGGCA
Ictalurus furcatus (blue catfish) is the source of this 7380-nucleotide messenger RNA. It is a transcript of the gene rinl, whose product is annotated as Ras and Rab interactor-like. Gene Ontology annotation, biological process: vesicle-mediated transport. Gene Ontology annotation, molecular function: small GTPase binding; guanyl-nucleotide exchange factor activity. The record is from RefSeq and is a predicted model, not a curated record. Lineage: Eukaryota; Metazoa; Chordata; Actinopteri; Siluriformes; Ictaluridae. Gene Ontology annotation, cellular component: cytosol; endocytic vesicle. The coding region runs from base 3503 to 5449 and encodes 648 amino acids. The transcript is spliced from 10 exons.